Molecule: messenger RNA, 1212 nt
Organism: Dinoponera quadriceps
Lineage: Eukaryota; Metazoa; Arthropoda; Insecta; Hymenoptera; Formicidae
Gene: Prp38
Product: pre-mRNA-splicing factor 38A
Exons: 4
Coding region: 192-1109 (305 amino acids)
Cellular component (GO): precatalytic spliceosome
Source: RefSeq, a predicted model, not a curated record
UAUCUUAAUUUUGUGACAUAUUGCCGGGCACAAACCAAACGAUUUAACCGAUAGUGCUAAAAGUGCUAAAAAAAGCUGUAGUUUAUCCUUUAUAUCCAUUUGUUCAGAGGGCGCGUUGGAAAGGCAAGAAACCCAUGUGACAUGACAGCUCUUAGGUUGCUCUGUACACAGAUUCGUAGUGUUAUUCGAAAAUGGCGAACCGCACAGUAAAAGAUGCUAAAUCAAUUCGUGGAACAAAUCCGCAAUAUUUGGUAGAAAAAAUCAUCAGAUCUCGAAUAUACGACUCCAAAUAUUGGAAGGAAGAAUGUUUCGCUUUAACAGCUGAAUUGCUGGUCGACAAGGCGAUGGAGUUGAGAUUUAUAGGAGGAGUGUAUGGUGGCAAUGUGAAGCCAACACCAUUUCUUUGCCUCAUACUAAAGAUGCUGCAAAUACAACCCGAGAAGGACAUUAUAGUCGAGUUCAUAAAGAACGAAGAGUUUAAAUAUGUACGGGCUUUGGGUGCACUUUACAUGAGAUUGACAGGUUCUUCCUUGGAUUGCUACAAAUAUCUGGAGCCGUUGUUCAACGACAACAGGAAACUUAGAGUGCAAAAUAAACAAGGCUUAUACGAACUGAUACACAUGGACGAGUUCAUUGACAAUCUUCUCAGGGACGAAAGAAGUUGCGAUGUUAUCUUACCGAGGAUUCAAAAGAGACACGUUCUAGAAGAGAAUAAUGAGCUGGAGGCUAAAAUAUCAGCGUUGGAGGACGACAUGGACGAUGGCAUUGAAUCAUCGGAGGACGAAGAGAUCCCACCGAGUAAAGAAGUACCGCGCAAAAGACCGGACGAUCACGAGCGCGACAGAGAUCGUCACAGGGACAGAGACAAGAGGCAUUCUCGGUCCGAGAAGAAAUCUGAGAAGGAAAAGCAGAGGUCGAGAAGUAGGGAGAGAGACAGAGACAGGAGGGAGCGUAAACGCAGUAAAUCGCCGAAAUCGCACUCGUCGUCGCAUAAGGAUAAGGAAAGAGACAGAGAUCGUCACAGAAGGGACGAUCGUGAGAGAGAAAGAGACAGGGAAAGGGAGAGAGACCGAGAUCGGAGAAGGGAGCGGGACAGAGCUAGACAUUGAACUAUUUAAAUAAUGUUCUCCGAAUGUAUUUAGCGCCCGUGCGAAAGGAGGAGGACUUCGGUGUGAAAAUUAUGAUGUACAAUGUAUCAGGAGCGCGUUUCUG